CGACACCAUCGAUUGCCACCACCACUUCCAGAGAUCAACGGGGCACUUGCUGUCGAAAGGGGGGUCGGGAUCAUGCGGUACGUGUUCCUUGUUCAUUGCCCUGGCGAGCGAGAGAUCUGACGCGAGGGGUGAUCAGUAGACGACACAGAUUAUUGAUUGCUUUACAUUGGAAGACUGAGAAAUAACUAAUAUGGAUCCAUCACAGAAUACUGUGGCAAGCAUGGGUGUGAGUGGUGGAAAUGGGGUGAUAAAUCCCCAAAAUGAUGUUACAACUUCACAAGAUGAUCCGAAGCAGGACCUCAAUCAGGUUAUCAAUUCCAUCCAGAAAACUCUGGGUCUCCUCCAUCAACUCUACCUCAAUGUCUCAUCCUUCAAUACUGGCCUUCAACUCCCUCUCCUCCAGCGCAUAAAUUCUCUUGUCUUGGAGCUCGACAACAUGGCGAAAUUAUCAGAAAAGUGCAACAUUCAGGUUCCAGUGGAGGUCCUUAACUUGAUUGAUGAUGGCAAGAAUCCAGAUGGAUUUACAAAGGACGUCAUCAAUAGUUGCAUUGCGAAAAAUCAAAUUACAAAGGGAAAAACUGAUGCCUUCAAGGGUCUACGCAGGCAUCUUCUAGAGGAACUUGAUCAAGCAUUCCCAGAUGAGGCUGAUUCUUUUAGAGAUAUAAGAGCAGCUUCUGCUGCUGAAGCGAAGCGGCUGGCUCAAGCACAAAGUUCCUUGCCAAAUGGCGAUGUGAAGGUUAAAGCUGAACCAUAAGCGAACCACUAGCUUAUACCAAAAGACACUGUAAGCACCUCUGUGAAUUCGCCACCCCCUUUCUGUCACUGGAGAAAUGUAUGGCAUCGGUAAUCUGGAUAUCUGCAGUAAUGGCAUUUCAACGAGUGUACUGAUGCAGCAGCACAUCUUAUGAUGAGGCGAAGGCUUUUCAUUCUACCCACCUUUUCGGCUGUUCAUUCUGAAAGUGUCAUGGUUAUUGGGACUAAAACAGGUGUAACUAAGAGAUUUGGAAAUGCUAGUAAGGCAAAUUUAUCUUGCGAAACCAA
This is a messenger RNA of Syzygium oleosum, 1041 nucleotides long. Its product is annotated as mediator of RNA polymerase II transcription subunit 10b-like. The record is from RefSeq and is a predicted model, not a curated record. The transcript is spliced from 6 exons. Lineage: Eukaryota; Viridiplantae; Streptophyta; Magnoliopsida; Myrtales; Myrtaceae. Gene Ontology annotation, cellular component: chromatin; mediator complex. Gene Ontology annotation, biological process: positive regulation of transcription by RNA polymerase II. Gene Ontology annotation, molecular function: transcription coregulator activity. The coding region runs from base 191 to 754 and encodes 187 amino acids.